Peromyscus maniculatus bairdii (prairie deer mouse) is the source of this 1718-nucleotide messenger RNA. Lineage: Eukaryota; Metazoa; Chordata; Mammalia; Rodentia; Cricetidae. The record is from RefSeq and is a predicted model, not a curated record.
UACCCGGCGCAGGCCCCACGUUGAGUCAGGCAGGGACAACGGCGACGACUCCGCCACGCCACGGAAACUGGGACGGCCCUUGCAGGCUCCGGUCUCCGCCCCUCCACCCCUCCCUGGCCACGUGGUGGGCGUACCUGGGCGGUUUUGAGAUUGCGACCUCGGUGGACCCUGAGUCCUGGCCACAGUUCCGAGAGGUCCCUGAGAGAGGAGAGUGCAGGACGGAAACCUGGAGAGAGCAAGUGGGCACAAACUUACUUCCUUGGCACUCUCCUGGGGAUUAAAUGAGGAAAUGUUUAGAAAGUAACUAGCACAGCCCAGAGUGGGAGAGUCAAACCAAGGUGUUCCUCUCGCCGUGGGAGCAGCGUUGGAAAGCACGCGGCGCCAUGACCACCAAGGGCCCUGAGUCUGAGCACCCCUCGGUGACGCUUUUCCGCCAGUACCUGCGCAUCCGAACUGUGCAGCCCAAUCCUGACUACGGGGCUGCCAUUGCCUUCCUUGAGGAGAGAGCCCACCAGCUGGGCCUGAGCUGUCAGAAAGUAGAGGUGGCACCUGGCUUUGUGAUCACUGUUCUGACCUGGCUGGGCACCAACCCUACACUGCCCUCCAUCUUGCUAAACUCCCAUACAGAUGUGGUACCUGUCUUUAAGGAACAUUGGCAUCAUGACCCCUUUGAAGCCUUCAAGGAUUCCGAGGGCUACAUCUAUGCCAGGGGCGCCCAGGACAUGAAGUGUGUAAGCAUCCAGUACCUGGAGGCUGUGAGGAGACUGAAGAGUGAGGGCCACCGCUUCCCUAGAACCAUCCACUUGACCUUUGUGCCUGACGAGGAGGUCGGAGGUCACAAAGGGAUGGAACUGUUUGUGAAGCGGCCUGAGUUCCAGGCUCUGCGGGCAGGCUUUGCCCUGGAUGAGGGCUUGGCCAACCCCACUGAUGCCUUCACUGUCUUUUAUAGUGAACGGAGCCCUUGGUGGAUCCGGGUUACCAGCACAGGGAAGCCAGGCCACGCCUCACGAUUCAUUGAGGAUACAGCUGCAGAGAAGUUGCAUAAGGUUAUAAGCUCCAUCUUGGCAUUCCGGGAGAAGGAAAAGCAGAGGCUGCAGGCGAACCCUCACCUGAAGGAAGGGGCUGUGACUUCUGUGAAUCUGACUAAGCUAGAAGGUGGUGUGGCCUAUAACGUGGUACCUGCUGCCAUGAGUGCCAGCUUUGACUUCCGAGUGGCACCAGAUGUUGACAUGAAGGCCUUCGAGAAGCAGCUGGAGACCUGGUGCCGGGAGGCGGGUGAGGGGGUCACCUUUGAGUUUGCUCAGAAAUUCACAGAGCCCCGAAUGACACGUCCUGAUGAUUCAAAUCCCUGGUGGGCAGCUUUCAGCGGGGCCUGCAAGGAAAUGAACCUUACGCUGGAGCCACAGAUCUUCCCUGCGGCCACUGACAGCCGUUAUGUCCGAGCGGUGGGGAUCCCAGCUCUGGGCUUCUCGCCCAUGAACCACACCCCUGUGCUGCUACAUGACCAUAACGAACGACUGCACGAGGCCGUGUUUCUACGUGGGGUUGACAUUUACACACGCCUACUCUCUGCACUUGCUAGUGUGCCUGCCAUGCCCGGUGAAAGCUAACCCCCCUGCCUUCCAACCCUUGCGACUUUCAGCCCAAGCACUGCCAAGGAUCGGUUACCCCUGCCCAGCAAUAAAGCCAGUGUUGGAUGGGACUUUCUUUAUACUGUG